UGUGUGUAGCUGCACUCGCAGCAGGGCUAGAUCAUCAGAGGAGGGAAGUACGCGAAGUGUGUCGACACAUAUGAGGAGAGGCAACGACUGACCGACUAAUUGAAUCGACACCUUGUGGACUGUACUGCGAAAAGCAGCCGGCAGAGUUAUGUAUUGUGCUCAUCCUGUCUCAGGAGCAGGCGGCAACCCGCUUAUGUACUGCUACAACAUGAAGCCGAUUUAUGGGCAGUCCGAUAACGACGACAGUGACCAGAACUCAUCUUUACAUCUGUCCAGUAAGGCCUCCAGCAAUGUGUUUGCCAGUACCUUUUUUGAGGGCACCGGCAAUUUGCCCGACAUCUGGAGCGCAGUAAAUGGGCUGAACCAGCACAGCUAUGAAGGUGCGCUGGGAGCGUGCGGUGGCCACCAAACACAGGCGGGGAACUACGGCGGUCUGCCGCCGACGCACUGCAACCUGGACUAUUCUGCACACACUGUGAUGGCAACAGACUUGAACAGGGCUCUCCCUCCCAUGUCCACUUUUCACCGCAACAAUGCAUCAUCACACCAGCCAUCGAUUAACCCGGCAGACAGUUCUACAGCCUCAGGGAGCCGCACAACCCUGUCUGGAGGGUCGCAGACCGGCGAUACGUUGGGCAAAGCUCUGGCUUCUAUUUAUUCCCCUGAUCACACCAGCAGCAGCUUCCCUUCCAGCUCGUCCACGCCUGUGAGAUCCCCGUCUCCUCUGGCCAAUGCCAGCGAAUCCGCAGGAACCAAUAUGUGGAACCGCAGCUCGGUGCAGACACCUGUGUCGCCACAUUAUGAAUCCUCACUUAUAUCCAUGUCUCAGGUAGAGGACCGACUGGACAGAUUGGAUGACGUGAUCCAUGUUUUAAGGAACCACGCUGUCGGUCCCAUGCCUGCCCUGCCCGCUGACAUACACGGCCUGCUGAACCAGAACCACCACCACAACAGACCCACACCCGCUGGCGUCCUUACCUCCCACACCCCAACUAUGGUUGAGGCUGUCACCAUGAAUAACAACCACUCAGGCUUCCAGGGCCGCACACAAAACGGGCACCCGUACUCUUCCAGACAAGGCAUCGCACCGGAGCCCGUUCCGGGAGAAUGCAGAGCAGGGAGUUUGGGAAUUUCGGAGAAUACGGAACUCAAGACUGAAAGCAGCGAGAGGGAAGACAUGAUGCACACGGGUAACAGCUCCGACAGUCAGAAAUCAGAUGAGGAGAACGAAUUCAAGAUGCACGGAGACAACAGCAACAGAGACAGCAUCCACGAGGACGAAGAUCUGAGUCCGGAGCAGAAGGCGGAGCGUGAGCGCGAGAGGAGGAUGGCCAAUAACGCGCGGGAGCGUCUACGUGUGCGCGACAUCAACGAGGCCUUCAAAGAGCUGGGCCACAUGUGUCAGCUGCACCUGAAAAGCGAGAAACCGCAGACCAAGUUGCUGGUGCUGCACCAGGCCGUGGCCGUCAUCCUCAGCCUGGAGCAACAAGUCAGAGAAAGGAACCUCAACCCGAAAACAGCUUGUCUGCGGAGAAGAGAAGAAGAGAAAGUGUCUGCCGUCAUGACGGACCCGCAGUCUAUGCAUGUCGCGUUUCAUCCCAGUCUGACCGACCCUGUCAACCCGAUAGGCCAUCUCUGAAGCUCCAAAUUUUCAACAUCACCCAGUUAUGUGGACUAUAGGCUUCCAAAACAAGACCGUAUGUUUUUGUAAUAACGUUUGGUUGGUGAAACCGUGUUGAAGGAUAGCUAAAGUGUGUUUGGAAGUAUAUACAGUGCACACUUUAAAGGAAAUUCAAUACAAAGCUAAUUUAAAGGGAAAGACAACAUGUUUAUAAUGUGCAUGCUAGCGGAGAGAACUUUAAAGCCAAGCAUAAAUGACAUUCAUAUGAAGGACAGUUGGCCAAAGUAUAAAUUGAAAAGACACAGAAUUUAAUUUUACUAAUGUCUGAUAGUUGACAAAAACAAACAAAAACGUAGUAUUUCUAGAAUGUAGCCACCCAACAUGGGGGCAAACGUUUUAUCAAUGCCGAUACUGCUUUGGCAACUAAAUGUGAGUAUCCCAAAUAGACAUGUGCCGGUAUGAGAUUUUGACGGUAUGAUAACCUUAAGCAAAAAUACCGUGGUAUCACGGUAUUUCAAUUAUAGCUCUAAAAUUUGUUGUUUUGACACACAUGGGUUAAUUUUUUUCCAUUGAACAAGAUAUUUUCUAUUUUUCACAACAUAUUACGUACAUUACAUACAUUAUAAUUUUAGAAUAGUAACUGAAAUAUUUUAAAUUAAAAUAGAAUUUAUAGACUAAACCCACAGCCACAGCUCAAGUUGCUAAACAUUAGAACAAAAAUACCGUAAUUUUCGGACUAUAAGCCGCUACUUUUUUCCCUCAUUUUGAAUCCUGCGGCUUAUAGUCCAGUGCGGCUUAUUUGCUUAUUUAUUUGGGUUAAUAGGUAACACUUUGACAACGGUGUCAUAAGACUGCCAUAAGACCGCCAUAACUACGACAUGAUUAUGACAUUAUCAUGGCCGUUAAUAAAUGCUUAUGACAGAUGUCAUUAAGUAUCAUCUGGCGAAUUACGUCACCAACACUACAUAUAUGUCCAGCUCGGAUCUUUUGCAUCUAUUCAAAAGUGAGAUAAUUUACCGGAUGACACAAAAUGACAUCUGUCAUGAUGUCAUUAAUGCUUAUGGCAGUGUCAUGUCAUAAUUAUGAUGGUUUUAUGACAGUUUUAUGGUGCCACUGUCAAAUAAAGUUUUACCAAAUACCAGAGCUAGCAAUUUAUGAAACAACUGGAAGAGUAAAUGAAGAAAUAAUUAGCACAGAACAUGAAUUUUGAUUGUUAUUUAAUAUUUGUAGCGCUACAACAGUGUUGACAGCAGGUGGCAGCAGAGGUUGACUGUCUCCCCCAAGGGAGCAGUGAUGGCCAAAUGAAGCUUCUUGAAGCAAAGAAGCUUUGCAUCCAAUUGGUUCAAAGCUUCAUGGUGGCUCAUUUGGUGUUACCGGUUAAUAUAUUUUGGUGUAAAUAUCCUAUAAUACAGUGAGGACAGCUGCGGCUUAUCUAUGAACAAAUGCUGUUUUCGUGUCAAAUUUGGUGUGUGGCAGCUUGUAGUCAGGUGCGCCUUAUAGUCCAGAAAUGACGGUAUUUAUUUUCCAUAAAAAAGUAAAAACACUUUUGAAGAAAAUUCAAUAUAUAUAUAUAUAUUCCAGGCGCUUUAAAGCUGACUUUAAAGCUCCACCUCAACAUUUUUUGAGGCUUACUCAUUUUCUAUAUAUUUCUCUCACAGUCUGAAACAUGCUGGAGUGAACUCUCGAGCUGGUGGGAAACGUUCAUGACAUCAUUUACUUACCGUAAAUUUUGUGUAAAGUGACGGAUGAUGGUCACGUAAAUGUGAAAUCAGGUUGGAGGUGUUGCCUGCACAUCGGCUGUCUUCCCUCCUCUAAGUUGCAGCCGUCUGUUUCUUUUCGGUAGCCCAAAUACUCCCAUACUAGACGAGACAUUUUUGAAAAAGCUCAGGUGUAGUUUUGAGAGUGACAGCCGUGUCAUCGACGCACAGGACAGAGCAACAACUGGAGGGGGAGGGGUGAGUGCUGUCGCUCCAAGCCGUUUGUCGCUGCAUUUUUGGGACAUAAAAAAUACCUAAUGCCGUACUACAGUAUGACGGAAAAUGUAAGUGGUUUUGAAACCUUGACGUUUUCAUACCACGGUAAACCUUGAAACCGGUCCGACACAUGCCUAAUCCCAAAUUAUCAGCCCUUCUGUGUGAAAUCAGUAAUACCUUUUGUCCCAUGAAACUGUGUUUGAAUCUAUCAGUAUUAAUGUGCGUGGGUAUAACCGACGGCAUAAAAAUGGCUGCGCUUAUAAGCGUUGUCAUUUUUUGUUUUGUUUGUUUUUAGACAUUAGUUUCUCCAUUAUCAGGUCCAAGAAAAUUCACAAUUUACGUACUCAAUGGCUUUGUGCAAUCAUUUUUAACACGGUCAUUUAUUUUAGGUGUUGUCUUUCCCAUUCACCGCAUUGUUUUCCCAAAACCUUCACACCAACAAGGCAUUAUCGGAAUCAGUAUCAAACUCAUUCGUCAACAUUGUCCAUCACCGCCAGUGGCACUUAAAAUAUGCUCAUUCACUGCUCGUCCUUCCAUUGGCACUUGAACAAUCAUUUCUCCAACACACUUCUAACUUUGUGCCUAAAAGUGCUUCAAACAGACAAAUGCAUUGUAACUUGCUGAUGUUUUGUACAUGUUUUGGAGGCUGUAUUUAUUACCUUUACUGGAUGUUUGCAACUCAGUUAUUUGUGUGCGUGCGUGUGUUUCAGGAGUUGGACCAUUCUGUGAAUGAACAGUUCUCCAAGAAUGUUUUAAUUAGCGUCUUAUCUAUGGAAGCUGUUCUUUGAUCUGUAUGUUUAGCACUGUUACAAGAACAACACUGGUGGUCAAAAACAAAAAAACGACUUUUCACCUCUAGCCAAAUGUUGCAUGUUUAGGACAUAAUUUUUUCCGAAGUUAUCUUUUAUACGAAAGUCUGUAAAUGCUUUUGUCGCUCUGAUUUUACAAAAGAGACAUUUCUGUGCAGUUUUAGACACAAUUCUUGUGUUGAGCAAUAUGCUGUUUAUGGAAAUAUCUAUGACGUGUACAGUAUGUGUACAGUUUAAAGUAGCCUGAUGGCUUGUGACUACAUU
Corythoichthys intestinalis (scribbled pipefish) is the source of this 4667-nucleotide messenger RNA. RefSeq names its product transcription factor 12-like. The coding region runs from base 149 to 1639 and encodes 496 amino acids. Gene Ontology annotation, cellular component: transcription regulator complex; chromatin. The record is from RefSeq and is a predicted model, not a curated record. Lineage: Eukaryota; Metazoa; Chordata; Actinopteri; Syngnathiformes; Syngnathidae. Gene Ontology annotation, molecular function: DNA-binding transcription factor activity, RNA polymerase II-specific; RNA polymerase II cis-regulatory region sequence-specific DNA binding; protein dimerization activity. The transcript is spliced from 12 exons. Gene Ontology annotation, biological process: regulation of transcription by RNA polymerase II.